Aspergillus glaucus CBS 516.65 is the source of this 4635-nucleotide messenger RNA. RefSeq lists its product as uncharacterized. Bases 26 to 4558 code for a protein of 1510 amino acids. Lineage: Eukaryota; Fungi; Ascomycota; Eurotiomycetes; Eurotiales; Aspergillaceae. Gene Ontology annotation, molecular function: ATP hydrolysis activity; ATP binding; ABC-type transporter activity. Gene Ontology annotation, cellular component: membrane. The transcript is spliced from 11 exons. The record is from RefSeq and is a predicted model, not a curated record. Gene Ontology annotation, biological process: transmembrane transport.
GCUAUUUAUUCAGGUUUGAGCAGCAAUGGCUGAGUUCAGAGACCACGACUGGGCCUUAGAGCCCAUUCCCACCCGACAAGACGAUAUAUCUCCACCACCACAAGCCAGACCCCGUGAAGACAGCACCCUAUCACAACACAUAAGCCCCGAAGCCAGAGCAGAGCUAGCGCGCGUUGCAUCGAAAUUUCCCAGACGCCAUGGCUCCGCCGACUCUGGAGUCAGUGGAAUGGAUAAUAGCAUCCACCGACGAGAUACACUGGAAGGCAUCGAGAUCGGAGAUCCAGUUCUUGAUCCGACGAGCGAGAAGUUCGAUCACUACAAGUGGGCGCGCAUGAUGCUGAAGCUUAUGGAUAAAGAGGGGUUUCCUAGGCCGCCGUCCACUGGGGUAGUCUUUGAGAAUCUAAAUGUUUCGGGGUCGGGGUCUGCGUUGCAGUAUCAGAAUAAUGUGGGGUCUGUGGUGUUGGCGCCGUUCCGGCCACAGGAGUAUCUUAGCUUUAUUCGUUCUGGACCGGAGAAGCAGAUCUUGCGCAAUUUUGAUGGUCUAUUGAGAAGUGGUGAGUUGCUUCUCGUGCUUGGACGACCUGGAAGCGGAUGCUCGACAUUACUCAAGAUUUUAUCUGGUGAACUUCACGGCCUCAAACUUCGGAAUAGCUCCGAAAUUCAAUACAACGGGAUAUCAAUGGAGAGGAUGCACACGGAAUUCAAGGGUGAAGUUCUUUACAACCAAGAAGUCGACAGACACUUCCCUCACUUGACGGUUGGGCAGACUUUGGAAUUUGCUGCUGCGGCAAGGACUCCUGAGCAUCGGUUGCGUGAGAUCAGCCGGAAGGAGUUCUCGAAGCAUAUUACGCAGGUUGCGAUGGCGGUUCUUGGGCUGUCGCAUACGUAUAAUACCAAGGUGGGUGAUGAGUAUAUCAGAGGUGUGUCAGGAGGUGAAAGGAAGCGCGUUAGUAUUGCUGAGAUGGCGUUAUCCGGGGCCCCCCUUGGUACAUGGGACAACAGCACUCGAGGCCUCGACUCCGCAAGUGCCCUAGAAUUCGCAAAAGCCCUGCGAGUCGCUGGCAGCCUAGCCGGCACAGCCCACGCCGUUGCAAUCUACCAAGCAUCACAGGCAAUCUACGACAUCUUCGACAAAGUAACUGUCCUAUACCAAGGUCGACAAAUUUACUUCGGCCCCUGUGACCAAGCAGUCGAUUACUUCACCGAAAUGGGCUGGUACCGUCCACCGCGCCAAACAGCAGGUGAUUUCCUAACUGCUGUUACCAAUCCCCAGGAACGCCAAGUUCGAGAAGGCAUGGAGGACCGGGUCCCGCGUACUGCUGAUGACUUUGCAGAAUACUGGAAGAAGAGUCCUCAGUAUGAGGCGCUGAAACAGGAGAUUGCGGAGUAUCGUGAGCAAUUCCCGCCGGGUGGGCAGCAGGAGGUGGAUUUUGGAGAGGUCAAGCGGUUUAGGCAGGCGAAGCAUGUGAGACCGAAGAGUCCGUAUGUUAUUUCGAUUCCGAUGCAGGUUAGGCUUUGUACGAUUCGGGCUUAUCAGAGGAUUUGGAACGACAAACCCUCGACAUUGACAACGCUUAUUGGUCGGAUUGUUAUGUCUUUGAUUAUCGGUUCGAUAUACUACGGGACGCCAAAUGCUUCAGUUGGUUUUCAGAGUAAAGGUGCUGCUCUGUUCUUUGCUGUAUUGAUGAAUGCCCUCAUUAGUAUCACCGAGAUCAACUCGCUUUAUGAUCAACGGCCGAUCAUCGAGAAACAGGCAUCAUACGCUUUCGUACAUCCAUUCGCUGAAGCAUUUGGUGGCAUCGUAUCCGACAUUCCUGUCAAAUUCGUCUCUGCGGUAGUGUUCAACAUUAUCUUUUACUUUCUGGCUGGAUUGCGAUACGAACCAUCACAAUUCUUCAUCUUCUUCCUAUUCACAUUCAUCAGCACGCUUGCAAUGUCCGGAAUAUUCCGAACCUUGGCUGCAUCGACCAAAACCCUCGCCCAAGCAAUGUCCAUGGCCGGUGUCCUAGUACUAGCCAUCGUGAUAUACACAGGCUUCGUCAUUCCCGUCCCGCAAAUGAGUUCUGUUCCAUGGUUCAGUUGGAUCCGGUUUAUCAAUCCAGUAUUCUACACAUUCGAAGCAUUGGUUGCAAACGAGUUUCACGGGCGACGGUUUACGUGCUCGCAAUUCAUCCCUGGGUAUGAUAACCUGAGUGGUGAUUCCUUCAUAUGCUCAGUUCGGGGUGCUGUUCCUGGAGAAAGGACGGUCUCUGGAGAUGCCUACAUCGAAUCCCAGUACACCUACACAUACGCGCACGAAUGGAGAAACUUCGGAAUCCUAAUAGGAUUUUGGAUCUUCUUCAUGGCCACUUACUUGAUCGCCACAGAACUUAACUCCGCAACCACAUCCAAAGCCGAAUUCCUCGUCUUCCGUCGCGGCCAUGUCCCACCUCACCUACGCAACAUCGACAAACGCCAAGGAGGAGAAAACCCAACAGAAGCACCCGAAACCCACAAAGAAGAUAAACCGGAAGAAGAAACAACGGAUGUAAUCCCAACUCAGAGUAGUAUCUUUACCUGGCGGAAUGUCUGCUACGAUAUCCUUGUCAAAGGAGGUGAACGUCGACUUCUGGAUAAUGUCUCUGGUUGGGUAAAGCCUGGUACACUCACUGCUUUGAUGGGUGUUUCGGGUGCUGGGAAGACUACUUUGCUUGAUGUGCUGGCUAAGAGGGUGUCGAUUGGUGUUGUUACUGGAGAUAUGCUUGUGGAUGGGAAGCCACUUGAUAAUAGUUUUCAGAGGAAGACGGGAUAUGUUCAGCAGCAGGAUCUGCAUCUUUCGACAACUACUGUGAGGGAGGCGCUCCGUUUCAGUGCGUUUCUACGCCAGCCCAAGACUGUGCCAAAAAGUGAAAAGUACAAGUACGUUGAAGAGGUUAUCGAAAUGCUGAGCAUGCAGGAAUUCGCAGAUGCAAUUGUCGGAAGUCCGGGUGAGGGCUUGAACGUCGAACAGCGAAAACUACUAACAAUUGGAGUCGAGCUUGCCGCGAAGCCAGCAUUGUUGAUCUUCCUUGAUGAGCCUACUAGUGGUCUGGACUCGCAGAGUUCGUGGGCCAUCUGCGCGUUUCUGCGAAAACUUGCGGAUCAUGGACAGGCUGUUCUUUCUACGAUUCACCAGCCCAGCGCAUUGUUGUUCCAAGAAUUCGAUCGGCUGCUUUUCCUGGCCAAAGGAGGAAGGACUGUUUACUUUGGUGACAUUGGCAAGGAUUCAAGAACGUUGCUUGAUUACUUCGAGACCAAUGGAGCGAGAGCGUGUGGAUCAUCUGAGAACCCUGCCGAAUACAUCCUCGAAAUUAUCGGAGCAGGCGCCUCUGGAAAAUCCAAUCAAGACUGGCCAUCAGUCUGGAACGACAGCCAACAAGCAAAAGAGGUGCAAGGUGAACUUGACAAAAUCCAUGAAGAGCGGUCUUCAGGACUCGACGACGACGGUGCCGUCGAACAGACGGAAUAUGCCAUGCCUUUUACUAACCAGUUGUGGCAUGUAACGAAUCGUGUGUUCCAGCAGUACUGGCGAGAGCCGUCUUACGUUUGGGCUAAGCUUAUUCUUGCUACGGCGUCGUCGCUUUUUAUUGGAUUUACUUUUUUCAAGCCUGAUAGCUCGCUUAUAGGGUUUCAGUCUGUGUUGUUCAGUGCUUUCAUGCUUACAUCCGUCUUUUCAACUCUAGUCCAACAAAUCAUGCCCAAAUUCGUCGUCCAACGAUCCCUCUACGAAGUCCGCGAACGACCCUCAAAAGCCUACUCCUGGGCCGCCUUCCUCAUCGCCAACGUCCUCGUCGAAAUCCCCUACCAAGUCUUCGCCGGAAUCAUAGCCUGGGCAUGCUACUACUACCCGAUCUACGGCGCCAGCCAAGCAAGCCACCGCCAAGGCCUCAUGCUCCUCUUCGUGAUCCAGUUCUACAUGUUUACUUCGACAUUCGCUUCGCUUGUUAUUGCCGCUCUGCCGGAUGCAGAGACGGGAGGCACUAUUGCUACGCUGAUGUUUAUGUUGACGCUGGUGUUUAACGGUGUGAUGCAGCCGCCGGAUGCGUUGCCUGGGUUUUGGAUUUUUAUGUACCGGGUUUCGCCGCUGACUUAUUUGAUUGCUGGUCUUACGGCGACGGGGCUGCAUGGGCGGGGUAUUGAAUGUGCGAGCGAGGAGUUGAGCGUGUUUAAUCCUCCGUCUGGGAUGACAUGCGGCGACUAUCUAAGCUCAUACCUCCAGUACAGCCCCGGCCAGCUGUACAACCCAACCGCCACGCAGAACUGCCAGUUCUGCCAGUUGCAGAAUGCGGAUCAAUACCUCGCUAGCAGUAACAUCUCAUACGGUGAUCGCUGGCGCAACUGGGGCAUAGGCUGGGCAUACAUCGGAUUCAACAUCUUCGGCACUGUGGCGCUAUACUACAUAUUCCGGGUAAAGCAUUAUAAUCCGACGACGCUGAUUGGGUGGGUUGUGGAUGGGGCUAGGGUUGUUUGUAGGGUGUUCAAGAGAAGGUCUGGGAUUACGCCGAAGGGGAGGGAGGCGGAUAAUGGGCGGUUGUAUUAGUUGUGGUAGAUUUAAGGGGGUAUGUGUUUACUGGGAGUUGUUGUUGUUAGUUAGGCUGUGAUAUAUGGCUUUAAUAA